This is a messenger RNA of Dermacentor silvarum, 1363 nucleotides long. RefSeq names its product alpha-galactosidase A. Gene Ontology annotation, biological process: glycoside catabolic process; oligosaccharide metabolic process; glycosylceramide catabolic process. Gene Ontology annotation, molecular function: alpha-galactosidase activity. Gene Ontology annotation, cellular component: cytoplasm. The transcript is spliced from 8 exons. The record is from RefSeq and is a predicted model, not a curated record. The coding region runs from base 81 to 1346 and encodes 421 amino acids. Lineage: Eukaryota; Metazoa; Arthropoda; Arachnida; Ixodida; Ixodidae.
UCAGCUCGCCGACGUACCUCGAGCUGCAGGCUCUCACCGAUUGUGUGACUCGUCGAUCUGGCUUCUCGGUGGGACUCUCAAUGUCGACCAACGGCGCCGUCCUGUUGUGCGCCGCUCUGCUGGUGGCGGGAGUGAACUGCUUGGAUAACGGCCUCGCCCAGACGCCUCCCAUGGGUUGGCUCACGUGGAGUCGGUUCAUGUGCAACGAGUGUGCACUGGGUCGCCACGAGAACUGCCUCACUUCUGAGCUCAUCCUUCAGAUGGCGGACAGGAUGGUUGAGGAUGGGUACCUGGCUGCCGGCUACGAGUACUUGAUAAUAGAUGACUGCUGGAGUCAUACCGCAAGGGACCCGGAAGGAAAACUUUUUGCUGACCGUGACCGGUUCCCUGAGGGAAUGAAUAAUCUCGUUGAAAAGGUCCACCAGAAGGGGCUGAAAUUCGGAAUCUACGCUGACAUAGGCGUGAAGACAUGCGGAGGUUUUCCCGGCAGCUACGGAUUUUAUACGACCGAUGCUCAAACCUUCGCUGAUUGGGGCGUGGAUUACGUCAAGGUGGACGGCUGCAACGCGAAGCCUUCAGACCUGGACACGUUGUACCCACAAAUGGGAGAGGCUCUGCGUUCAACAGGACGCGACAUGGUGUACUCUUGCGAGUGGCCGUUCUACCAAAUCAUCGCGGGUAUAGUGCCUGACUACAAGAACAUAUCAAAGAACUGCAACUUGUGGAGGAACUACUAUGACGUUAACUACAGCUGGGACAGCAUUUAUAAUAUAAUUAACUUCGAAGCAGCAGUUCAAGACCUUGUCACAAAUGUGUCUGGGCCUGGUGCUUGGACAGAUCCUGAUAUGCUCGUUAUUGGAAACUUCGGUUUGACAAUUCAGUUACAACGUGCCCAAAUGGCCUACUGGGCCAUCAUGGCUGCACCGCUCAUAAUGUCCAAUGACCUCAGAGAUAUUUCACCGGAAUCGAAGGACCUGCUACUCAACAAGUUCAUCAUCGCCAUCGACCAAGAUCCGCUUGGAUUGAUGGGAAGACGCAUCCAUAAGGGAGAAAACCUCGACAUCUGGGCUCGCUGGGUGACUCCGGAACUUGCCGACAGAAAGCUGUCCCUGGCCGUCUUGUUGUACAACACGAAAGUGCUCGGUGGCCCCGUCCAGGCCUCCAUCCCGCUCCAAAGCCUCGGCCUGGACAGUCCCACGGGCUACCUCGUCACCGAUCUCAUCCGCAACAAUACCGUCGUCGGAAAGUUUUAUCCAGAGCACAGUAUCAACGCUACGAUUGCGCCCAUGGACAUUUUCUUCUUUAAGGCUACCGUACUUAGUGGCAUGCACGACACAGUUUUAUAAACAAUUUGUUGUUUGAA